Messenger RNA from Colletotrichum gloeosporioides, 1023 nucleotides. RefSeq lists its product as uncharacterized. The coding region runs from base 1 to 1023 and encodes 340 amino acids. Lineage: Eukaryota; Fungi; Ascomycota; Sordariomycetes; Glomerellales; Glomerellaceae. The transcript is spliced from 2 exons. The record is from RefSeq and is a predicted model, not a curated record.
AUGAGAUUCUUUUCAGUUCUAUCUCAUCUCUUCGUCACAUUUGCGACCGAAGCGUCAUCCCACGGCUUGGCAAAUCUGGUUCAACGAGCCACCCCUGUACCUUUCAGCGACUUCACCAACAACCUAGUAUUCUACCCAGAUAGGAACUACACCAGCUGGAAGGUCAUCUACGCCCGCACUGUGCAGCUGCCUGAUGGUAGUCACCUUCUAUCGUGGGAGAACUAUCCACCCGAACCUCCGCAAGCCAACUUCCCCAUUUACAAAUCAACCGACGGAGGCGCAAACUGGAUCGAGUUUUCAUAUGUGUCUGACCAAGUCAAUGGAUGGGGUCUGCGUCACAUGGUAUAUGGCGUUGGGCCCGAGACUACCACCAACGGCAACGAUGCAGUAUGGGAGCCAUUCUUCAUGAUGCACGAGGGCGAAUUUAUAUGCUUCUUCUCUGAUCAGAGAGAUGAGAAUUAUGCGCAGAAACUUGCACAUAUCACGACCAAAGAUCUCAAGACAUGGAGCGAACCUGUGGAUGACGAUGCUUCGUCGGCAUACGACGACCGGCCAGGGAUGACCACGGUGGCACACAUUCAAUCCACGGGUCAGUACAUCAUCACGUAUGAAGUUUGCGCGACAAAUGAGGGCUGCGAAGGGUAUCACAAAGUCUCCUCCUCGCCCCUGACGUUUGGCACUAUUGAAGGGCGCGGGGACAAAAUUGUUUCCGCCGAAGGCCAUACUACCGGGGGAUCACCAUACGUCAUUUGGACUCCCAACGAGAAGACAAACGAUGGCACUGGCAUAAUCAUCAUGAAUGGUGCUAGCAGAGAACAACUUUUCGUUAACGAGGAUUCUGCGGAUCCAGCGGGAUGGAAGGAAGUUGAUGUGGGACAAUGGGCAGCGCAUUCGAGAUGCAUUGAAGUGAUCAACAACAACGGAACGGAGAAGUUGAUGCUUUCCAACGCUGGCCAAAUGCAGGCGGGAUUUGACAAUUAUGUGGUUGUUGGAGUUGUGGAUAUUCCCUACGAUGCUGUCUGA